GCACCUGCUUUAGCCUAAACAAACAGACAAAAAAAAAAACCCAAACAAACCCAGGAGAGACAUUUGCUGCUGAACUGAUUUUGCAGACGCAACAUGGACAUCAAGGAGUAUUUUGCCAGAAUUUCUUACCAGGGUGCCUACGAUAAAACGGAUCUGGAUACCUUAACGGGGAUAUUCCAGCACCACAUCCGCGCGGUGCCUUUUGAAAACCUCAGCAUCCACUGCGGCGAGCGCGUGGAGCUGGACCUGGAGCCGGUCUACCACAAGAUCGUGAGGAGGAACCGCGGCGGCUGGUGCAUGGAAAACAACCACCUCUUGUCCUGGGCCCUGAAAACUCUAGGCUAUAACGUCACGCUUUUGGGCGCAAAAGUUUAUGUCCCAGAGUACGAUGCGUACGCUGAUGAGAUCGAUCAUCUUCUGCUCAGGGUGGUCCUUCAUGGCAAAUCCUACAUUGUGGACGGAGGCUUUGGGCUGGCCUACCAGCUCUGGCAGCCCAUGGAGCUGGUUUCGGGGAAAGAUCAGCCUCAGACUCCCGGCACCUUUCGCUUCCUGGAAGAAGAUGGGACCUGGUACUUUGAGAAAGUAAAAAGGAAGCAGUAUGUCCCCAACCAAAGCAUUUCUUCUUCUCACAAUGUGGAAAAAGAAGUUUGCCGUCGAAUUUAUCUCUUUACUCUUCAGCCACGAGACAUCGAAGAGUUCAGGUCCUGCAACCUGCACCUGCAGACAGCGCCAGACUCCCUCUUUGUUACCAAGUCUAUCUGCAGCUUGCAGACCUCCGAUGGCAUCCGGGCUUUGAUUGGGUGGAAACUCACGGAGAUGAAGUACAACUAUAAGGAUAAUAUGGAUCUGGUGGAAAUCAGAAUCCUUGCAGAUGAAGAAAUAGAGAAAACGCUGAAAGAGAAAUUCAACAUAACACUAGAUAAGAAAUUUGUACCCAUCAAUACUAGCAGGUUGUCUCUAUUCUAACUCACCGCCUGAUAUUAAAUACAAUCUUUCCCCCUAUUUUUGACAACCACUAAAGGUUAGGCUUUCUCUUUCCCUCUACCCCAGCGUAAGGCAGAACAUAUUAGCAUGAAUCUGGAUCAGAAAUUGAUUUUCACAACUGUUGCAGCAUCCCUCCUUG
Rhea pennata is the source of this 1123-nucleotide messenger RNA. Its product is annotated as arylamine N-acetyltransferase, pineal gland isozyme NAT-3. The record is from RefSeq and is a predicted model, not a curated record. The transcript has 2 exons. Gene Ontology annotation, molecular function: arylamine N-acetyltransferase activity. Bases 94 to 966 code for a protein of 290 amino acids. Lineage: Eukaryota; Metazoa; Chordata; Aves; Rheiformes; Rheidae.